GGUUGGCUCUCGGCGCGUCCUUUUGUACCCGAUCGCGCGCUCGUCCACUCGCCGGCCGUUCUACGAACUCCUCUCUGGGCCUUCUCGUCCUCUUUCGACCAGGACUGUCUGUGUUCGCGCGUGCGUGUGGUCCGGGUGCCUCCGCCACCGGCCGCGGUGCCCGCGAUAAAAACGGAGCAGCUCCGAUCGAGCCAAUCCGGACGGACCGUCGAGUGUGACAUUGUGUCCCAAAGGGGUUCCAGGAGCCCCGUUCAGGAUCAAUCGGUUCUGCUCGGUAACCCAUCGGUGGCCGCCACCUAGCUCUCGCGACACACCGGUCCCCCUCGGUGUUCCUCCUCGAAGAGUCAAAGGAUACUGUGUGCAACCAGCGAGAAAAAGAGGGAGGGAGAGAGAGAGAGUGAAAGAGUCACCCGCGGAGACUUCGACGACCGGUACGAGGAUGUCGCGGACCGAGGACCACCCUGACUGUCGUUGUCACCGUGCACCGGUGACGACGAUCCUCGCGGCGAUCCCGCGGUGAGAUCGCGACCUCGCGUGUGCGUGUUCCCUUCCGGGAUUUGUGGUGCGUGACUGUCCCCGUCUGUUAACCAGGGAAAACCGAACCGGAAAAGUGUUCGCCAGUGUGGUACGGUGAAGGUGCGCUUUUAUCGCUCGGAUUAAGGAUUGCUCGGCAGCCGCGGUGUUACGAAGCCGGAUGUUCGCGCAUCCGCAACGAGAACCAGGAAUACACGAGGAUAGUGACACCGGUUGUUCCGCGGCUCCGUUCCGUUCCGUUCAGCGAUGCUCCCGCGGAUGACAGCGGGACGGCCGAUGCCAGGUGAACCGAGGAACGCGUGAUUACCCGGUGAACGAAGGGGGAAAAGCCGAUUCGUCGAGCGGUGCGAUAGUAACAGCCCGAUAGUAACGCGCGUGCGCAUGUUGCUACGCUUCGCACGACGCCCGUGGGAAGCUGUACGAAUCACGGAUUUAUGCACGCCGGAAAUCACAGCAUGGAGGACAUUGUGACGGUAGCUAGCACGAGCACGCCAAGCACCAACACCGUUCAUCCCAACGUUAACGACAUGGACUGGUUCGCCGGCGUAGCCGAGGAGGAAUUGCUGUAUUACACGGGCGUCGGUAACGACGUCGAUUCCCUUUGGGCUGUGAUAGGAAGCUUUGUGCCGCCGCCUCCUAGACCACCUUAUUUACCGGAGGAGGGUGUCACCACCGACGGACUCACCACCUGUGAUUUGUGCUCGUGGGCGUGGAGGAACGACAGGCAUUCCUUUUCCCUCGACGGCACUCUCGAAGCACCUGGAGAGCUGGGCUGGGUGCUCACGCUCGUGAUAGUGUCCCUGGUGUCGGCUGGCAUCGGCGCUGUGGUCAUGGUGACGCUUCUACACUGUCGGAGGAUGAAGAGCGCUGGUGGCAGAGGCUGCUGCGGCGUUGGCGUCGAGGACACGAACGGCCAGGAUGCUGGCGGCGCGGGGGGAGGAGCCGGGGCUGGUGGCGGUGUGGCUGUCAUACCCGAUCGACCACCUCUGGAAUUGGACAAGCUGCCGCCUUAUCACGACGUCGCGCCUAGUCCUGGGCACAAUGUGUGGUCGUGGCUGGGCUCGCGACGAGGCGGCGGUACGCCAGGAGUCGUCACGACGCCUCUGUCGCUUCCGCAGCACAGACGGGCGAUGAAUCUCCCCGUGGAGAACCACUACACCCACAUGCAAACGGACGAGGCUCUCUACGCAGAACUGGACUCUCAGGCCGCGAGCUACGCGAGCGAUCUCCAGCUACAAAUGAGAGGAAGCUCGACGUACGGUACAACUUCCGGCGGGCAGGACGACGAGUACCACGAGCUGGACGCCGCGAGGUUACAUCGUCAUUACGGCGGAGGCAACGAGGACGGAUCGUUGCAGAGGGACACGCUACGCACGCGGCACAGUAAAAGGUUACAAGAACCGGAUUACGAGAUGUACGAGAACGGGCCGUCGACGCCGGUGCCGCCUGGCCAGCUGCAGCAUCAUCACCAUCACCAUCAUCUCCACAACCAUCAUCACCACCACCAGGAGCUGAGGAUCGGGAGCAGGAACGGCGAGCACCCGUCCUACCAAAACACCGCGUACACCGGAAGCGACGCGGAACCGGACGGGCCGACGCUGAGCAGCGCGCCGAGCAGCGCUUACUACAGCGAUCUCAGCUCGAACUCGGCGAACCAGCAGAUGCCGGCCGCGGCGUCCACCAACACCGGCACGAACCUCCACGUGAGCCAGCAGGGCCUCGAGACGCCGCAGUACAGACUGGCCGCGAUAAACGAGAGUUCGGUGCCCUCGGACUAUAUCUAGGCGACCUUGAACUCUCUCCGUUCGAGUUCGUUGUUCCUCCCUUCGACGAAACUGGAGAACCGGAGACGGUGAAAAAAAUAUCUGGGAAGAACCACUAAAGUGUCUCUCUGUUACCUCGCGGCGAUGAGAAGUCUCGGCGUCGAAGGCCGAAGACGACUGGACCAUACGGAAUCGUUCCGACUUCGACGGUUCUAGCGCGAAACCUUAGACCGUAUAUAUACUACUCUGGACACGGCGCGUGUACAGUGCGCGCACAGAAAAGCCAAGAGUUCACCGAUGCGAAGACCACUCCGCAAAGAUAGUUCACUGUGACGCGGCAAGAUGAUCGUUCAAAACGGCUGACGCGGCAUCGGGCUUCAAGCUCGAACCUCGGAUGCUGUUCGAUGCUAUCUACACGCAUUCGCCAUCGAUCUUCGUGUCGUGCGGACUUAAUUUUGAACAUCUUUUUAGAACGGUGACGGUGCGCGCGCGCGUUGUCCCAAAGGCUGCGGAGAGAAUGAAAAUAGCGGUGGGAACGCAACUUUCCACCAGUAAGUAUUUCUCGUUCACUCUUCGUUUGGGUAUUAAUUGAGCGUAAUAUUUCAUAUUUGAUCGAUCGAACUUGCUUUCUAAGAGCUAAACAUUUUCGCGCGUCCGUCGAUGUAGAAUAUUAAAACAGAUCAGCGAGUUUGGAACAUCGGCGCGUCACUCUUUCGAUGUCGCAGAUACGUCAUACUGGUUUAGCUUGUACAGGAUGGGACACGGGAACCGAGUCGUUUUAGAAUGAUUAUAAAACUUUUAGAUUAUGCUGUAUAGAAGAUAUUUAUUGGUAACAAAAUCUUCGCAAGUGCAUAGCAUUUCACUGUUAUUCGCGUCUGGAAAAUUCGUUCUGGCAUGACUAUUUCCGUUGAUCGAUUUCCGCGUAAGAUUGUGACGCGCGGGGGAAUAGAGUCAUUUCGAUGAACAAUUAAAUCGUUAUUUUUUAUCGAAACAAUCGUACGCGAAUAUCCGAUGUUCUAGCGUCCACGGCUGCGUGAUGGUGACUGACAGUGAAAUGCUGUGAGCCAAGGAAUGCAAAAAUGUGCCAAAAAUUUUUGUCCACAAAAUGUCUCGCAAUCUAGAAGUGGGAGGUUCUCGUGGUAAUUUCAAGCAACUUUUUCCUCAGCGAAAAUGCAAUCCGGGGCUUCGUUUACGAGUUAUUAACGAAAAAUACUGGCCAAUGGGAGGUCGCGUACGACUGGGCCAUCGCCACUGCAUCGGACGGCCGGCGCGACGCGGCGUCGGCCACGAGAGCGGAGCGCCGGCCGCGCUCGCUCUCCGAUUGGUCC
Messenger RNA from Megalopta genalis, 3625 nucleotides. RefSeq lists its product as uncharacterized. Lineage: Eukaryota; Metazoa; Arthropoda; Insecta; Hymenoptera; Halictidae. The record is from RefSeq and is a predicted model, not a curated record.